This is a messenger RNA of Acanthaster planci (crown-of-thorns starfish), 4578 nucleotides long. RefSeq lists its product as uncharacterized. The record is from RefSeq and is a predicted model, not a curated record. Lineage: Eukaryota; Metazoa; Echinodermata; Asteroidea; Valvatida; Acanthasteridae. Gene Ontology annotation, cellular component: extracellular matrix.
AAGUCGCUCGCUCGAUUGGGAAAAAGUCCUGGCUUUUCAGCUCUCUCCGCUUGCCUGCGUGGUGUUUCCUCUCGUCUGAUUCUGGCUCUGUGGUGGACUCAGACUUGAUGUAGGAUCUUGCCCGGUGAACUUGAAUGCCAAUUCUGGUCUCUCUAUUUCCUGUUUGGGGAUAAAAAAAGAAGAGGAAAAACUCUGGAACUUUAUUAUCAGGAGUCUGUAGACUCCUUACUUCACUUCCAAUGAGGGGAAAGUGUAAUUCAAGAUGGCCUGUCAGGCCAGAGUUGUGUGUGAUCUCAAUGUUCCUUGCAGUCUCAUUUUAUCGAAACGGAGUGACAGCACGAGUUCAACUUCCCUUGUACUUGGCAGAAACAUUGGAGACGCUGGAAUGCCCGGAUGACAUCAGGAUCGGGGAAAAUGACUUACCAGGUUGGGAUGUGAUCAGGCUGUUUACAUUGGACGACCAGGCGUCAGGCAUUAAAGAGAUCCCUGGUUCUAACGAGUAUCAAACAGCUUACAAGAUCAACAAGAAGAGCGACCUGGUUCGAUUCCCCACAAGCGCACUCUUCCCGGACGGUCUUCCCGAUGAGUUCUCCUUCGUCUCCACCUUCCGGAUGUCCCCGGCAGCUCGCCGAGAGGACUGGCUCCUUUGGCAGAUCAGGGACCCUGCCAAGGUGCCGCAGCUUGCCUUCAGACUCAACGGUGAGCAGCGAGCACUUCAAAUAGUCUACGUGGACACAGAGAGACAGCUACAGAGUGUCAGCUUCAGGGAUGUGGAGGAGCUGUUUGACGGCGAUUGGCACAAACUGCACAUUAUCAUCCUGAACGACCGAGUGACCGUGUUCGUCGACUGCAAGAUCGUAUCGUCGACUCUGAUUUCCCCGCGCGGCGUCGUGGACUACAGCGGGAAAAUCAGCAUCGGCAGGACCCUCCAGGACGACCAGCCGGUUCCGUUCGAUUUGCAAUGGAUGAUCAUUCACUGCGAUCCGUCGAGGCCAGAGCGAGAUAACUGCGACGAACUCCCGCCGAAGACAGGCCCGACUCCUGGUACUUGUGAGCAGGUGUGUCCACCGGGACCAGCGGGUCCAGAAGGACCGACGGGGGCCCUGGGAGCACCAGGUCGACCAGGGCGAGAUGGGGACCCCGGCCUCCCUGGCCCAGCUGGGCCGGUAGGACCACGCGGUGUCGACGGAUUCCGGGGAUCACCAGGCUCGUCCGGACCACCUGGACCACCAGGCCCACGGGGUGACCCCGGACCCAUGGGCAUUGAUGGAGUGAAUGGAUCUCCAGGGGAAAAGGGCGAUAUAGGUGAACCAGGCCUCAUCGGACCAGUCGGUACGCCGGGUCAACCAGGUUUUCCUGGCCCACAAGGACCACAGGGACCUCCAGGCGAUUUAGGCAGCAUCCAGGAUCUGAUCACUGAGCUUGGUUUGCUGAAGGGAGAACAGGGCUCACCCGGUCUGCCUGGUUUGAACGGAGUUCCGGGAGAGAACGGUCGCAUGGGUCCACGAGGACCGCGUGGUCCCACAGGCCAAGCUGGUCUAAAUGGUGAAGACGGCACCAAAGGUGCUCAAGGCGCACGGGGCCCAGAAGGACCGCAGGGACGUCCAGGGCCUCCCGGUCCACCCGGUACACCCAGCACGGGAAGUGAGUUUACGCAACAGCCGACGGCAGUCGUGGGACCUCCAGGCGAGCCCGGACCUCCAGGACCUCGUGGUAUACAAGGACCGCAGGGCGAAUCCGGUGAGAGAGGCAACAUUGGUAGACCGGGACCCCCUGGGGCAAAGGGUGAGGACGGGCCGCAAGGUCCACCGGGAAAGAUUGGCGAAAGAGGGUCCCCGGGAAGUCAAGGGCUGCUAGGACAACCAGGGCCGCGUGGUGACAAAGGAGAGGCGGGAAUACAAGGUCUGAUCGGACAACAAGGGCCACCCGGUACAGUUGGACCGAGGGGUAAUGAUGGUCCUCGCGGAGCACCAGGGCCGAUUGGACUUCCGGGUCCGCCAGGUCCCACCGGCAGCAGAGGUGCCCCUGGGUUGUUUGGAAUGAAAGGAGAAAAGGGAGAUACUGGUGAUCAAGGACCUCGGGGCACUGACGGCAUUGACGGGCAAAAGGGUGAUCGAGGUGAAGAGGGCUUACCAGGAGAACGCGGUGUCCCUGGACCCAUGGGAACAGCCGGGCCCAUCGGUGACCCAGGGGAGAAAGGAGAAUCGGGCUUCCCGGGCCGUAAAGGAGACACAGGGAGCAUUGGUGAACGGGGAUUUCCUGGUCCAGCAGGCCCGAAGGGACAGACCGGAAUUUUCGGACCCGAAGGACCGAAAGGAGAGCGUGGUCAGCCCGGCAUACAAGGCAUCAAAGGCCAGCGUGGACCGAAGGGUAGAGAUGGCGGUCCGGGGAUUGUUGGCCCACCAGGGUUGAAAGGAUCCAUGGGCAUUAUGGGUUCUCGGGGUCCAAGAGGCGAUCCUGGACCGAAAGGGGAGAGGGGACCGCCGGGACCCAAAGGCACAGCUGGACGGCAGGGCGAGGAGGGGAAACCUGGACCUAUUGGCCCGCCCGGACUGGAUGGUCAGAAAGGAUUGCGAGGAGAUCCAGGAGCAAACGGCCAAGUCGGUCCGGGUGGCCCGCAAGGACCUAUCGGUGCACCAGGAGUCAAGGGCGAGGCAGGCCCGCGAGGCUACCAAGGCGACAGAGGAGAACCGGGCGCACCUGGUUUUACGCCAUCGGAUGAUGACAUUGCCAAAAUAGUCGAGAGGGUUCUUCAAAGUCAGAUGCAGAACAUCGCCUCUCGGCUGACCGGCCCUCCUGGCCCACCCGGGAAGACGCUGCGGGGAAAUCCUGGUCUGCGCGGUACCCCGGGGCCCAGCGGCAACCCAGGCAACCAGGGCUCGCCAGGCGAACCUGGCCGGCCCGGAGGACCGGGACCUCGCGGUGAUCCAGGACUCUCCGGCCCGCCAGGUCAACGUGGUGCGCGGGGGGAUAAAGGAAGCAAGGGCUACGGUCGAAGAGGAUUCCCCGGUCACAUGGGCCUUCAAGGAAUCCCGGGCAAUCCGGGCAUCGGCAAGGACGGGAAAGACGGUCCACAGGGGCCGCGCGGCCCACAAGGGCCGGCCGGUCGGAGAGGUCCCUCGGGCCCGCAGGGUGCAGCCGGCUACUGUGAAUACUGCAACUACCCCGGCGCGCAGCAGCUCGUCAACCCGUACCCGUACCAGCCGUAUGUGGACCUCAACAACAAAGCUGGCUAAAAUCGCUGCUGCUUGGUUCUUUUUUGAUCCAAAGUUUUUGAUGUUUUCUGUAAGUAUUCUAGAGAAGAUAAUGUAGUCCGGAUGUUGUCAGAAACUCCAACAACGAUAGUCACCACCGCCCUCAAUUCUCUUGUAAAUACAAUGUGAAUCCUGAAAAUUUAACCGGAUUUCGUGAUUUGGUUCUUUAUAAGAAUGGACUGAUCUUAGGUCUUUUGGGAGUAAUGUUUACCCCGUGGUAUUAUAAAAGUUUUUUUUAUAAAUAAGUAGACGUAACAACAGUCGUUCCUCUGCCUAACAGAUUUAGGUGCUCAUAAGGAUUUUGCUCAAUUCUUGCAGUUAAUCGAUUGCAAGCUAUCAUUUUGUUAUUCAUCAAAUUCUUGUGCUUCAUAUGGUGCUAUAUACCGUGUGUUUCAUAAAUAUUUUUGUUGUUUGUGGUAGUUGUUAUUUUUCAGUUCUUAGAGUGACAGAAUCCCAUAGAGGCAUACACUUUUCACAUUUGUUCAUGAGAAUAUAAUUUUGUUUAACUAACAAUUUGCACUGGAGUAUCCAAUCACUUUUAGCGUAGCGAAUGUUAAAAUUGCACUGUUACUAAUUCUAUUUUGUUUCUGCAUUUUAGAAGUAGUGAAUACUGAACAAAAGGUAAAAUUCUCCUAUCUGUACAUUAACAAACCGCAGACUGUUAUUGUUGGUUGAAAGUCGUGUAUUGAUUUUAGGCCUAUCAUUUUCGUAAAUUUGCGGAGUUCACUUUGUACAUUAACAUUGAAGUGCUUUGCAUGAAGAAAUCAUCCACAGUGCCUUGUAUAUUAUGCAGCGUAUUGUAGGCCUAUUAUUACAUGUAUCAGAGAAUUUCAACACUCGGAAGAUUCUUUUUUUCAAAAUGGAACUGUCUAAAUUUUGUAACCAAUUUCAAUGCUACAAACUAUAAUUGAGCAAGUGAUAAGCUAUUUUUUCCCUAUAGUGCGCUCUGUCAUGAUUGUCUUCGCCAGUGACAGCCUUUCGUGUAGCGCGAAUCACAGAAAUUCAUCGUAGGUUACCGUGUAUCAGAUUGACCCUUCGGGUGUCGAAUUAUCGGUCUAACUUUGUUAGAGAAUUUUGGUUGUCCCUACAUCCGGGAAAUGCGUAUGCAGGUUGAUGUGAAUUCACGGUGAUAAAAUUAUUCAAAUAUAAAACAAAUCGAUUAUUUAGUUGGUCAUUUCUUCUACAAACCACAAGUGAGCAGUAUAAAAUUGGAAGUGACAAUUAAUUAGCAAGACAGACCAAGAUGUUGCAACUCAAAAUAUUAAUAGGAUCAGGAAAUAACUAUCUUUAUUAAAUAAAGAGCUUGGACAGCGGCGCAAUCAUA